CGCCUGUGUCGUCAAGGGUUAUGUGUUAUCGGUGAAUCUAUCGCGGUAACAUUACAUGGCGUGGUGAUAAUCUUGACUUGAUCUGAACUCUGUGUUUCGAAUAAUGUACUGUUUAGUAAUGAUUAUCUUUUGUAUGCUAAUUGCUCUGUAGAACGACCGGGAUAAUAUUAUCACCAGAUUGUGCACAAUCCAGUUUCAAUAGGCCUAAAUCAUUGGAAUAUCACCUGUUUCCGACGAUUAGAGUAACCGUUUAGUUUAGCAAUCCACGUGCUGUUCCUUCAAAGCAAGUGUAAUGUGGGCUGGAAACACGCCUCAGGACCUGUUCGUAUUCGAAAAACAGUUUGAUACACUGGCCUGGAGAAAAUGGUUGGAACAAAACUGGACUUACAGUAUUUUGAUCGCUGCUAUCUACAUUCCAGCAGUUUUCACCGGAAUAAACAUCAUGAAAGACCGUCGACCAUUCAAUGUACGGUAUCCAUUGAUUUUUUGGAAUAUUCUCCUCGGAAUCUUCAGUAUUGCUGGAGCUUGUAGGUCAGUUCCAGUGAUGAUAAAUGUUCUCAUUCACGAUGGUUGGUAUCAGUCCGUUUGCGAUUCUAAAUACUUCUGGCCUGAGUACAGCGGCAUUUGGUCAGUAUUAUUUGUGCUCUCCAAGGUACCAGAGCUUGGUGACAGCGUGUUCAUAAUCUUGAAGAAACAGAAGAUGCAGCUACUACACUGGUAUCACCAUGCCACUGUCCUCAUUUGUGUCUUUUACUUGUACAGCUUCCACACGUCGAUCGCUUGUUGGUUCGGGACGAUGAACUAUUUCGUACACUCACUUAUGUAUCCAUAUUUUGCUGUCAGGGCAGCAGGAAUUCGCCUGCCACGACCUCUAGCGAUGGUAAUUACGACUCUACAAGUUGUCCAGAUGGUUGUUGGCUUGUACAUCUCGCUCUAUGUGGGUGUAAUAUAUUUUUAUGACGGCCGAUGUGACGUAUAUACAGGACAGAUCAUCUAUUCAACAAUUAUGUAUUUCACAUAUAUGAUUCUAUUUACGAAUUUGUUUUACAAAAGCUACAUUCGUAAGCCUAAGCCAAAGGCAGAAUAAUUAAGCAGGGAAUCGUAGGGGUCGACAAGUCCUAUCGUCAUACCCAGGCAAAAGUAUCGGUAUGGCACUAUCUAUCAACCGAUGAUAGGUAAAUGUACCUGAUGAAUGAGCUUUCACAACUUUAAAAGUCAAUGAAGAAAAAGUUUAAUUGUAUGUUUCAAUUUCAGCCAAAUAAUAAUAAUAUGGAUGAUGUCAAAGAUGAAUGGCCUUUCAUAGUCCCAGUUGGACUUUAAAUAAAAAUUGGGCCUGGUCUAAUUGUAGUGUGACAUCAUUGCAACAUUUUUAUAUGGGCUAUGGAAAAUAAAUAUCAUUUUGUAAUUU
Molecule: messenger RNA, 1408 nt
Organism: Anneissia japonica
Lineage: Eukaryota; Metazoa; Echinodermata; Crinoidea; Comatulida; Comatulidae
Product: elongation of very long chain fatty acids protein 6-like
Exons: 1
Coding region: 293-1087 (264 amino acids)
Biological process (GO): sphingolipid biosynthetic process; fatty acid elongation, polyunsaturated fatty acid; very long-chain fatty acid biosynthetic process
Cellular component (GO): endoplasmic reticulum membrane
Molecular function (GO): fatty acid elongase activity
Source: RefSeq, a predicted model, not a curated record